AAGCAUAGUGCAGUAGAAGGCUGUCGGCAAGCCAGCCCUGAUCAACUGUAGUACACUAGGUCUUUAGGCCAAGUGUGAAGGAUUGUCAUAGUGUGUAUACACCUGUAUACCCUCACACCUGUACCACACCACAGACGGUGGCACAGUACAGUGGCCUCGCAUUACGAGCACACAUGCUUGAGACAAGGGGUGCUACACAAGUACAUUAACUCAAAGAAGAAAAAAGAUCUUAAUUAUUUCUGUGAUAGAUAAUUACUGUUUAUAAACUUUAUACAUAGAAAGAAAGAAAAAAACGCCUGAUUUCCUUUAAAAUCAGAGAAUGUCUUAUAAUCUGGACUGUAUUUUAAUUUGAUUUACCUGUGCUGUGGAUACUGGAGCUGAAGAUUUGCUACAGCGUUACCUAUAGUUUAUGCGGAACACUAAUCGUGAACAUUGCCAGGUGAUAAUCAUUGUCACUGUGACUAACCUGUACACCAACAAACUGUGAAAUGGAGAAAGUGUGUAUUAACAGUUGUUGUAACCCUGUUAUAUUUAAAAUGAAGGUCAGUGGAUAUAGGUCUAUAUACAGGAUGGAGAGUCUCUGUGUAACAAGUCUCGAGUGCUCAUUGUGAACACUACUACCGUUUACCGAGGCAAUCAACAGCCAAUUUUUUUUGUGUUUCCUUCCUGCCUGCUGUUCAUUAUUCAAGUGUAGUUUUGCAGAGUAACUCACCGGAUUUUCCUGACUUUUGAUUUACUAUUGAGAUUACGCUGGACACUUGCAGUCCACAUUAUUCAAGUGGGCUGAUCACACCUCCAUGGAAAUGACAUUACUUUUUUAAAGUUUUGCAUUUUGACUUUAAAAUUUGACCUUUGAUUUAAUUGUGUUGAGUAUAUAUUUUCUCUGCGCGUCGUUUGAUCUACAUUGUGACAAUGAGUCUGAAGCUGGACACCCCCCACUAUGCUAAUGGUGAUGUACCCCCAUUCUACGGCCCAAACCCCCCUCCCCCUCUCCUGCAUGUGUCUCGGGACCAGUUCUACCACCAUCUGGCUUACUUGGAAGAUGAACUGUGGCACAACAAUUCUAAUGCGGCAUUGCCGCACAAAAAACGUAACAAACACUCGGUCUCUCCACCAACGACUGAGACACGGGAGCAUGUGUCUCCACCAUUGUUCCAAAAGGAUGAGACGACCCACCCAUCCCUUGCAAAACCCGCGGAACUGGACAGUGACAGCACCAGCACACGCAAACGGCACGAGAAACACCUGGCUCGCCAAGCCAGCUAUAGUGAACUCCAUCAUGAAACAUUUCCAAAGUCUGCUGGGAUGAUGAGGAUCUGGGAGCGAAGUCAGUCCCAACCUAGCAGUCGGAGGACCAGUCCCCUAGGGGGCCAGGAGGGGCACACAGACUACAGGGAUGUCAACUCUAUGGUGACCAAACAUAGAUCAUCCCCCUCCCCCCAGAGCAAUGGCAUGAUGGAGAAGGGAGGCGACCACGAAGGUGUCAUCAAUCUGUCCACUGUGACCAAAGAAGGGCCGUCCCCGCUGACACACAAUGGCGACACUCACUCCACAGAGAACGGGCACGUAGAAUCUCAGGGUCAACUACCACAUUCACCUCAUACCAAGGCCACGACAGGAAGUGGGGCUGCUAAACGUAAGACAAAGUCCAAUAGCAUGGUGGAACUUGGGGCGGGACUUACUCCUCCGGGGCCGCACCCCUCUCUGAUGAUGAUGGCAGCCGCCCAGCAUGGACUGAUGCCCCAGCAGAUGCAGCAGCUCCUCCAGCAACAGAACCAGGGUCUAUCUCCUCAGCAACUACAGCAGAUCAUGCAGCAUCAGUCAAUGAUGCUCCAACACCAGCAGCAGCAAAAGCUUCAAGACCAGGUGCUACAGGAGCUGAAUGAGCAGCUGCAGAUGAACAUGCUGCAGCAGUCGCAGCUGAUGCAGCAGCAACAGCAGCCAGACAAGUCUAAGGUCGGGAAAAGCCAACUGCAACACCUUGCACUUCAGCAGCAGCAACUAGUCCAGCAAAUACAGCAGAUUCAGAUCCAACAGCGUCAGUACCUCCUCGCCUGUCUUGUCCAGCCCUUCGGGGUCCCUCAGGGCAUGAUGUCGCCAGGGGAGAUUCAGCAGCUAUGGAAGGAGGUGGCUAGUCAAUCCGGCUUGGAUGAUUCAAUCAUGAAAAAUAACAUCAAUGGUGCUGUGCCGACCUCACUGGGAGGCGGUUUGUCCUCCCUCUCCUUUCCAACCCCGCCCACCAGCUGGGCAACCAAUGGCAUCACAGAAACCUACCUCAACCAAGGCAACUCUUCCCUCGGCCAUUCCGCGGUGCAGGUCAAGCAAGAGCAAACCAGCCCGACAUCGUCCUAUCAUGCACUAUUCCGACACUGCCUAUGUAAAUGGCCCGGUUGUGAUACACAUUGCGAGGAUUACAUUUCUUUCCUCAAACAUUUGAGUGCUGAGCAUAUAUUAGAUGAUAGAAGCACAGCCCAAGCUCGUGUCCAAAUGCAGGUUGUCAGUCAGCUGGAAAUCCAGUUAACUCGAGAAAAGGACCUUCUACAGGAGAUGAUGAAACACUUACAUAUGAAAACUUCAGACAACAAGGCUCAUUCUGGGCUGUCAUCAGAAGGGGGGACACAGAAGCCACUGAACACACACUCGCCUCCCAUCACCUCGUCCAAUCUGCUCAGUCAGCUUCCAAGUCCCAACAAAAUGGUGACGGUAUCCUCCAGCCCGCUUAAGCUGUCCCAUCUGUCUGUCUCAGCCCCUCCGACGCCAGUUGGCCUGGUUGGUAACCCCAUGUCCCUGCCCCUAUUGAUUCCUCCACCCCUUGGCCAGACACCCAUAUCAAAACCGUCGACUCCCCUGUCGCAGGCGUCGUCUCUGCCGACCACACCCACCAGCGCUGGUCCAAUGAGGAGACGUGUGUCCGACAAGUGUAACCUGCCCAUAUCAGCUGAAAUCCAAAGAAAUAGAGACUUCUACAAAAGUACAGAUGUUCGCCCACCCUUCACCUACGCCUCGCUGAUACGUCAGGCUAUCAUCGAGUCGCCACACAAACAGCUGACCCUUAACGAAAUCUAUCAAUGGUUCCAAAACACCUUUGCUUACUUCCGCAGGAAUGAGGCCACAUGGAAGAAUGCCGUGCGACACAACCUUAGUCUACACAAAUGCUUUAUGAGAGUGGAGAAUGUGAAAGGAGCUGUCUGGACGGUUGAUGAAAUCGAGUUCUACAAAAGAAGACCUCAGAAAUUAGGAGGGAAUAUGUCUAAGAGUCCUUCCAUGCAGAGUGAACAUUCUGUGUUUGGUGAAAACCUCAAUGCCAGCUUAAGGGUGGCGCUAGAACAUGCGAACAGUAUGAUGAAUCAUCAAAUGUGUAACGGCAACGUGUCUGUUGACGGAGUGGAAGACCUCUCCAUGAAGUCCAGUCGCAACAGCAGUUCAGACAGUCUAGCCAAGCUAGAACUACCACCCAGGGAUGAGUUAAUGGGAAUCAAGUCGGAGCCCGACAUGGAAGCCGACACCUUCCUGGAGAACGGUCAUUCUCCACUGGACAGAGAGGAUGAGGAAGAGAUGCGAGAUCUCGAGGAUGGUCUGACAGGUUCCGGGGAGGAGUUUGAUGAGGAAGAGGCAGCCAUGGAAACGGCAUGCGAGGACAUGCAAAGAUCACAACAAUCAGUGUCUCCGUACGGACAAUUAUCACACAAUCAGGAGCUUUAUUUACAGUCACUGCAGCCCCAACAAUCACAGACACAGGAAACAGUGCUCUCACCCGUCGUGACCAGUACAAUUGCGUCAUGAGACUGUUUAAGUUGAAACUGUUGUAUUAUUUAAAUUGUGCAGAUAUUGACUGUUUGGUCUUCUUUGUAAGACCAACUUUGUUUUAUUUAGAUCUGCAUUGAUUGACUUGUUUAAGUUGUAAUUCAUUAAGUUAUGAAAGGCGCAUGCAGCAAGGACUUGAUUUCGCUGCAGUGUAUUAUAGUGUAUUAUAUUUCAUGUCUAAGUGAAUCAAAUGGACCUUUGACAAUUUGUUAGCGUGUGGCGAGAAUCAUAGAAUGUGUUAACACUGUAGUGCUCACUAGGGUGUUCUAUUGUUAUAUUUCAAUUUUGAAAGAUUGAAUCAUAAUGAUUUUUUUUUAAUUCUAUACAUUAUAUAUAUAUAUCGUUAAAUCAGGCCAAAGCUAGAAAUUGAUUCCAAUUUUUUAGAAGCUCGUAAUGAUAUGGAUACUUUCCACAGAUGAUUACAAAAACCGUUGUGUUUACGCUAUGUAUUGAAUUGAUAGCUACGACCUUAUCUACCUUGUGACACAGUGCUAAUAAUUCUGGUCAAAAUUUGAUUAUUAUUUCAAAUCUUUGACUACAAUUUCCAUCUUUUAAAAUGUUAAAAGUCUAGUUAUUUUGACAGAUUCCAGUUUUUUGAUUUCGUGAAAAAGAAGAGAUUUAUUAGUCAUUCUAUAAAUACUUUUGGCCUGGUUAUUCAGCUCAAAGCCGUAGCCAUGACUGGAUCUUAUGUGUAACAAAACAGAACUGAGAUCACAGAAUUCAUUUUCACUUUCUGACAUGGGUGUGCUGUUUUGGAGUGCAAUAGUCAACCGAAUCUUGUUGCAAUAUAUAUUUAUUUUUUUCCUCAUUCAUUUUUACUUUUUUUUUUAACUUCUCUACCCACUUCAUACGUGUAUAAAAGUCAUUGAUUAGUGCAGAAGUUGUUUAAAUCGCUUUGAUCCAUAUUUUAUCACAAUGAAAAUUGACCUAAUACUAUUGGGUUAAUCUCAUUGUUGCAUUAAUUCAGUCAGAAACAGGUUCAUGCAAAUUAGGAAUUCUGCAACCAAUCAAGAGCAUUUGAACCAUUAAAGUUCAAAUAUUAAUGAUUUGUUUCCUUAUGUUCAUUUUGUGGUAUAAGGAGCAUCAAGUGCCUCAGACCAGCCGAGAAGAUUUGUUUUUGUUUUUUCCUCCAAGUUGUUUUGAAAUUUCCAUUACAUUUAGUGGAAUAGACUUUUUUUUUUAAAUUAACUCUUAAUUUCCUUACGAGUAGUAACAUUUGAAACUUCAAUUUUUUUUUCACAUAUUGAACAAUCAUUUCACCUUGCUGUUUCUAGAUCUGCUUUUUGUUGAAGUUUGAAUAUUUUUCUUCUUUUUCGUGGAGUUUUGUCGCUGAAGUUUUUGUUUGAAUUUGAAUGCUUGAACUGAUCAAGAUCCUGCCUCACCUUUGUUGAUUACAAUCUGGUAACUCCUGAUGUCUAGCAAUGUAUAAUACUGGUAGGUGUCGUGAUGGAUCACAGGUAGGUUGUUAUGUACUGUAUGAACCCAUCAUCUUACACCCUUACAUAACAAAAACGUAAUCAACACAUUUCAUGCAAAAUUUAAUUUUGAGUCAUCAAAAAAAAUAUUUUUUUGGUUUUCUUAAAUUAAGUUAUUUUUGAUGUGUCAGCGCUGUGCUAUAUAUAUAUUGCAUGAUUGAUACGUCACUGUUGAUAGGUAAGCUACAAUGAACAUUGAUGGAUCGUCCAGGAUAAUUCAAUUCUAUUUAUUUCUCGUAUGCAAAGCAAAAGAGUUUAGAAUUAAUUAAUCAGGAUUGUUUUGUGGUAGUGAAAGAUGACAUGUCGAAAAUUUUAAUUUUCUGAUGUGUAACAUUUGUUUGAUGGUAACCAAACACCUGUAUUUCCUUAGAAAAUGACAAACACUUUUCUAACUCUAUACAGCUACAUGUCAUUGAGUUUCUGUUUUAGAGGUGUUAUAAUCUAUAUAGAGAAAUUAAUCAAUGCAUGACACCUUCAUCAAGAGUUCAUUAAGAGCUAACUAUUCUAUUUAUUGUUUUAGUUCAUUUUUCAUCUGUCAUAUUUUCUCUGAUUUAGAAGUGCAUAUCUAUACAUCUGUUUUUAAAUUGCUGUCCGUCAGAAUUUGUGACAUCUCCUUCCUGUUUGUAUUAAGGAAAUCUGUUAACCAGUUCUUAAUGGAACCUCAUUAUAAUCAUCAAGUUCAACACUUUGAAUAUUUGUGCAUGUAGUUAUUAUUAUUAGCAGUCUUGUUUUCAAAAACCCAGCAGACAUUUCCAAAGCAUUAACUAGUACAUGUAGCUAAUUAUGAAGACUCAGGAUUUGAUAGCAAGGCUGUACAAUCAUCAUGUAUUGUUGUUUUGAUUUUAUUAUAGUCAGCCUCAUACACAAACUGGAUUUACUAUACUUAGCAGCACUAUGGCUGCCGUUUGGUGUGAGAAUUGUUGUCUUUUUGUACAGGGGUUAUAAAAGCAAACACAUUGGUAUAUUCCUAUAAUUGAAAAAAGAAAUUAGGUUAAAACUAAAUUUUGACAAAAUGCUUUAUCUCCGUUUCAAAUGAAAUUUCUUUUAGUUUUACAAUUGAAAUGUUUGAUUUUGUAUCUGAAAAAUAGAUUGCUCUUCCUUUAUUUUGGGCUUUCACACUUUUGUUAUCUGUUGCAAAGUAAUGACUUGAUUUCAAGAUGAAAUAAUUGCCACAUUUAUGGAUGACGGCAGAAGAUUUUGUUUUCUUAGAAAAAAAUUAGAACUGAACAAAAAACUUGUUUUACAAUAGGAUAGGAGUAAUAUUUGAUAACAUGUUACUGCUGACAGCACCCGAGAAGUUGUACACUUUUAAUUUUAUUGUCAGCUUUGUUGAUUUUUUGCAGUUUUGUUUGUUUGUUUUUUUCACUGGUUUGGGAACAACAUUUGUUAGCACAUACAAUACGAAAAAAGAAAAAUUAUUUGCAAGUGUUUUUGUACACCUUUUUAGAAAAUACUUCCCUUUUUUACGCUACAAGUUUCACUGAAAAGGAAAUAGUCAGCUCCCACUGUUUUUUACUCUUUCAGAAGAGAAAAAUCAGACAAUUUGUUGUUUAAAGUCUGGUUUUGUUUACUACGGUACUCGAACAUAUCUUAGAAAAGUAAACAAGCUGCAGUGUGCAUAAAUAAAAACGGCUAAAUCUUGUGUGAAAGUAAAACGUUGUAUGAAAUGAUUUUUUCCUUUAGACAAUAUGUUACUGUAGGUGAGGAGAGUUAGGCAAUUUACCCCUGAUGUGACCUUUGACCUUUUGUUAUUUUUAUCUACUGAUGUGCCACAGAAACAGUGAUGUAUUGAGAUACUGUGUUCAUGGUUUUGAUCCUGUAUAUAUAUAUUUGGUAUUGAGGCGCGGACAGGGACUGGCACCAAUACGUGUGUGUAUAUGGUAGCUUGUGAGAGUGUCCUUAACUUAUAGACCAAGGAGGAGUGUGCUGUCCGAUGUGCUAGGUACAUUUUGUCUACGUGUGCACUGUUGUGUUCGUUUUAUACUAUGUAGAACUAUUUUGGAUCUCAAUUUUGUGUUUUAUUUUUUUGUUCCAUAGAAGUGCAUUGACUAUGGAUUUGUACAAUAGUCCAGUUUCUGUUGACGUGAGGGAUGUACAUAGAUUGUUUAAGACAUUUUUACCGGUAGUCAGAUUGUAAAUUUGAUUACUAGGGGAAAUACUUUUAAGGUAAUAUAUUUCCAUGACUUGUAUAUAUAUGUAUGAAUAUAGAAAGUGCUUCUAUCAGUAUUUUGAAUACAAUUUUUGGUAUUCAAAAUGUAUUCAAUGUAUCAGCCUUCCUGAUAGGCUGAGGGAAAUUCUUGUGUGUUUGUUUGUUGAUUUUGUUUAGAUUUGCAUUUCUACUCAGAAUGAAAUUUCAUUUCCUUAAAAAUGUAAUGAAGGCGGAAAAUCGAAAUUAUUCCAGUGAUUGCAGCUUUACUUAAAAGAGCAUUUGGCACCCACCUUGAUUUGAAAGGUUACCCACAGUAUUGAGAGAGAGAAAACCGUAGUGGACAUGUAGGCAUUAAUAUUCCUUAACAUAAUUUUAAAUGGAUAAGGAAGAUUGUAGUGUAGCUUUAUCGCAAAAACCUCCACAUUCUGUUGAAGAAUGUACAUUUGUAGAUAGGCAGGAAUAGUCCUGCUAAGAUUCUUCCAAUCAUUGUUUACACAUCGCAAUUAAAAAUUGCAGCCAUCAGAACCAAAGUCAUUUUACAUUAUGGAUCUUUGACAGAACAGGACUGGCAUUCGAAUAUAGAUCUAGUUAUCCCAUAAAUCUGACCGGAGAAACAAGAGCGGCAUUAUAUGUACAUAUCAGAGUUUAGCAUUGCAGUAGCCUUCUCCUUAUCCAUAAUACUGUGGCUUUCGUCGACUUGUGGCCAUGUAUUUAACUUUCCUUGUGAGUUCAGUGAUGCCUGGGGAUUACAGGGCUAGAUAUAACUUAACUAUAAACAAGGGAUAAAGGAUCUGAAGAUGUUACAGGGUUUUUGUUAGUUUGCUCCUUUUCAUAUUUUAAUCACGGAUAAAGGUUGUGGAUAAGGAGGUAUUUGCCUUUAGAUAUCGGCUAUGUUGAUACAGUUUGGGAGACUAUAGGCCCCAUCAUUGGAUACUGGUCUGGGAGUAGGUACUCUCACAUUCAGCACUGAACAUAGGGCACUUCCCUCUUAUUUCUCAUGUGUAUUGUUGUAACUGGAACUAUAAACUUUUAAAGAGAUGUAUAUGACCUUAUUUGACAAUCAAACGUUAAAAAUACAAAAGAAGUAUAUAGUCCUUCAGAAGUUGCAUGGUUAUCUACCGGCAGUUGUCAAAACAGCUUGAAAGUAUUAUUAAUCUUUAUGUCUAUGAUGUAUUCAUGUAUCAGCUGUAUAUAUUAUAUAGAUCUCUGCUCUCCUAUUAUUUUGAUGUUUUCUGCAGACUUAGUCUUGCUAGAUUUUCCCUUGAUUCAUGAGAAUUAUCUCCCUUUGAUUAAAUACAAUCAGACUUACCUGGAAGGGAGGGAGGAUCAUUAUUUAUUUCAUUAGAUAGUAUUUGUGAUGUAAGGGAGAUAACUUAUGUUGUCCUCCUCACUACUGGGCUAGGGAAACAGAAUACUGUUUACCUGUUAAAUGUUACUGGGGAUCGAACUGCAGAGGUAGGAAAGGUUGUGGAUGACCUGCUGGAAUCAUUUAUAAAGACACUAUUGCACAUACUAGGUUGGGUUAGACCAUCAUUAUGCUGAAUCCUCAGUAUUUUAUGGUAUGGAGGUAUAGACCCUUCUUAACUCUAAGUAAGGAUAUUUUAAGGGCUGAGUGCAGCUUCAUUGUAAGUAAGGAUAUUUUAAGGGCCGAGUGCAGCUUCAUUGUAAGUAAGGAUAUUUUAAGGGCUGAGUGCAGCUUCAUUAAUUAAAAACAUCCCGGGUAUGGUUAGUAGUGAUAAGUGGGACAGCAUUUGGACCCUACCUAAGGGUGAGUUAAGAAUUGUGAGGACUCUGGGUAUGAGUGAAAGGUCAUUAGAAUCUUGUACCUAGGAGUAAGCAGGACAUCUUAAAUACCCUGGGUGUGAUUGGGACACAUUUUAGCGGGGUGUAAUUUGAACCUCUUAAAUAUCCUACCUGAGUGUGAUUGUACACUGAUUACCAUCAUACAACCUCUGUAGGAGAAGGACAGCGUUCUGACACAGAAGGUUUAGGGCUGUCAUAACCUCACUUUACUUUGGGUGUUGGUUGCCUCUGUAGGAGAAGGACAGCGUUCUGACACAGAAGGUUUAGGGCUGUCAUAACCUCACUUUACUUUGGGUGUUUGUUGCCUCUGUGUGCCAUCUGUCUAGUCACUUUGUUUGCCCUCUAAUUUAUUACAUCAUUUGUGCAUAAUGUUGACAUAUACUUGAGAAAUUGUUUGUUGGUAUGUCUCAGGAAAAAAAUGGAAAAAACACAGGUCUUUGUUUUUAUAAAAAAUAAUGUUUUUAAAAUUGUAAAAAAAAGAAUGCUGGCUAAGGUCUUCAAUUUGAACUGCUGAGUUAUGAACUUGUGCAGUUAAUGUGCAUUUUGUUUUUUAGUUUUCCUCUGAAUGAAUAAUUUGUCAUAUUUUUCAUAGAGAAACAGUUUUAUUGGGCACUUUUUUCGGUGUUAUUAAGUCAUCAACUGUUUUAAAUAUAUUUAAGUUGAUUUAUAUGAUCACAACAUGGUAACAGUUACAUGUAAGUUACCAUUGAUCAUGUGAUCAGUCAUGUGACAUUUACAAUUGAUCUGUCAUGUUACAAAGGAUCAUGUGAUCAGUCAUAUGACAAGUAUAAUUUGAUUAAGUGAUAAUUGCACUUCAUUAGGUGACUGUAAAACAUUAUUUUUCCAUUUACUACUUUUGCACAAAUGUUGACUUUUCUUUGGACCAAUGACAGCAGUUGUUUCAUAAUUCUCAUUCAACCAUCUGUUGUUACAUCAUCCAAUCACAUCAGCCGUUACAUCAUCUCCUCAUAGACCGGUGCAUUCAUAUUUCAUCAAUUUCCCUUUGUCUGACACAGUUUGUAUCUAUUCUUAUGUCAUUUUCAAACAUGAGUAAUCAUUUCCAGAGUAAGAAUUAAAAUUGCAGUAUGCUGGAGAAAAA
Messenger RNA from Mizuhopecten yessoensis (Yesso scallop), 10330 nucleotides. Its product is annotated as forkhead box protein P1-like. Gene Ontology annotation, cellular component: nucleus. The transcript is spliced from 14 exons. Gene Ontology annotation, molecular function: DNA-binding transcription repressor activity, RNA polymerase II-specific; RNA polymerase II cis-regulatory region sequence-specific DNA binding. Lineage: Eukaryota; Metazoa; Mollusca; Bivalvia; Pectinida; Pectinidae. The record is from RefSeq and is a predicted model, not a curated record. Gene Ontology annotation, biological process: regulation of transcription by RNA polymerase II. Bases 913 to 3783 code for a protein of 956 amino acids.